Molecule: messenger RNA, 1297 nt
Organism: Gastrolobium bilobum
Lineage: Eukaryota; Viridiplantae; Streptophyta; Magnoliopsida; Fabales; Fabaceae
Product: homogentisate phytyltransferase 1, chloroplastic-like
Exons: 13
Coding region: 1-1203 (400 amino acids)
Cellular component (GO): membrane
Molecular function (GO): prenyltransferase activity
Source: RefSeq, a predicted model, not a curated record
AUGGGUUCUUUGCUUCUUGGAUCUUUCCCUAAAGCUUCUCCUGUUACAACUGGUGGAAGUUGCUGGAGUAAAAAUUACUAUGCAAGCUCUUAUGUAAUAAAAGCUUCAUGGUACAAAACUGAGAAAGUACAGAAUGAAUAUCCUAACGUGAGGCCUCAACAGUAUAAUUUGAAGCAUCACUACAAAGGAGGAUCCAAAUCCCAAGAAUGUGCUAGAAAUUGUGUUGUGAAUGCAGCCUCUGGACAAUCAUUUGAAUCUGAACCUCAAGAUCAUGAUUCAAGAAGCAUUUGGGGUUCUUUCAAAGAUGCCUUGGAUGCUUUCUACAGGUUUAGCAGGCCACACACAGUAAUCGGUACAGCAUUAAGCAUAAUAUCUGUGUCUCUCCUUGCAGUGGAGAAAUUAUCAGAUAUAUCUCUGCCAUAUUUUAUUGGGGUGUUGGAGGCUGUGACAGCUGCACUUUUUAUGAAUGUUUAUAUUGUUGGUUUGAAUCAAUUAUCUGAUGUUGAAAUAGACAAGAUAAACAAGCCAUAUCUUCCAUUGGCAUCAGGGGAAUAUUCCUUUGGAACUGGUGUCAUUAUUGUUGCAUCAUUUUCAAUUCUGAGUUUUUGGCUUGGGUGGAUUGUAGGUUCAUGGCCAUUAUUUUGGGCUCUUUUCAUCAGUUUUGUACUAGGAACUGCUUAUUCAAUCAAUUUGCCCUUGUUGAGAUGGAAGAAAUUUUCAGUGCUUGCAGCCAUGUGCAUCCUGGUUGUUCGGGCAGUAGUAGUUCAACUUGCAUUUUUUCUUCACAUGCAGACCUGUGUGUACAAGAGACCACCUAUGUUUUCAAGAUCACUGAUUUUUGCUACGACAUUCAUGAGCUUUUUCUCUGUAGUUAUAGCAUUGUUUAAGGAUAUACCUGACAUUGAAGGAGAUAAAAAAUUUGGUAUCCAAUCUUUUUCAGUGCGUUUGGGUCAGAAGCGGGUAUUCUGGAUUUGUGUUUCACUUCUUGAAAUGGCUUAUGGAGUUGCCCUUCUUGUUGGAGCAGCAUCUCCAUGCCUCUGGAGCAAAACAGCCACGGGUCUGGGACAUGCCAUUCUGGCUUCAGUCCUCUGGUAUCAAGCCAAGUCUGUAGAUCUGAAAAGCAAGGCUGCCAUAACAUCCUUCUAUAUGUUUAUCUGGAAGCUAUUUUAUGCGGAGUACUUCCUCAUACCUUUAGUUAGAUGAGGAUGCAAUGGCAUUUUUGACUUAAAGAAAUGGCGCCGGAUGUCUUACAUACCAGACUUGAGUUUGUACUAUACUAGUUUAAAUUGACAAUGAC